UUAUUACUCCGCGAAACCACCUGUCCCGACCAUCACAACUCUAGCCACAAACACGGCUUUAAUGUCACGCACAGCGGAGGGCGUGAAAGGGAUACAAUCACAGCUGGGUUCGAGUCGUGUAGUUCUAUAGAUGAAAAGCAUGCGGGAAAUGGGUGCAGUCAUCGACACAAAAGACCCCUGGCUGUUCGCCGUCACCCCCAUCUUCCUUUAACACGGGCCCCCCUCCUCCCGCUGACCGAGAUGCAUUGUGGGGGAAGUCGGUGCCAUUCGACCUCUGCGGGGCCUGCGCGGACGCAGGCAGAACCCUCAAACUCAUUAUGCCUUUAAAACCCCUAUUUAUUUCCGCAUAACCUACAUACUCUCACCAGGAGGCUGGAGCGCAGAAAAACGGCUCUUUUCAUGCGGAACACUUUAUUUAAGAGAGUCGCGAUCGGAUUUUUGUUUUGUUGAGAAAGUGUAGAUUGUCAUUUAUUUGAAGAAAAUGUCCGGAGAGCGAAACCGCAGGUCGCUGGCUUUCCGAGGAGGUGGAUUAGCCGUCACCGGUGCCAGCGCCGUCGGAGGCAACAGCUGUGAGGCCCCGGCCUGUCAAGACCGACAUCUGAACGGGAACAGACCGGAUCAAGCGGACGACGGUGAUCCGGGGGCGAAAGGACCAUCGCUGGGGAAAGUCGAGGGCGGGGAGUCCGUGAGCGACAGCACGGAGCCGGAGGCAGAGGAGGACGAGGACCCGGAAGGGGGCAGUUGGACAGCGGGGAAAGAUGGCGGUGACAGAGGCGUAUUAAACAGCAUAAUGGUGAAAACUGAGAGCUGUAAGUGGGCGACCGGCAACGGCGUGAACCGCGAGGACUGUAGCGCGGAGGAAGCGGCCGCUAGGAAGCCGCUGCUGGAGAUGAGACCUCAGACGCUGCUGCUCCAGAAACACUCGCUCUUCCAAGCCUCCUGGCUGCAGGAGUUUCCCUGGCUCAAAUUCAGCCAGGAGACAGGGCUGAUGUCUUGCUCCUGGUGCCAUAACAUCGCCACCAACAACAGCGACGAGCUGGUGAAAGGCAGCCGGAAUUACAAGCGGGCCUUGCUGCUGAGGCAUCACCUGUCCUCGGAGCACGGCAGGAAUGACCCGACCAGACAGGAGAUGGAAAGGCCAGAGGAUGCGGAGAGCCUGGAGGUGGAGGACUAUAGAAACAAGCCCAAUGAGAACUCCUACUGCUACCAGCUGCUACAGGAGCUGGACAAACAGCGCAAGAGUGGUAUCCUCUGCGACGUCAACAUCCUAGUGGGCGACCAGGUGUUCAAGGCGCACAAAAACAUCCUCGUUGCUGGGAGCCGCUACUUCAAGACCCUCUACUGCCUGACGAAGAGUGAGAACUGCGACCAAACUACCAUCACGCACUUGGAUGUGGCGGCUGUACAGGGCUUCUCCGUCAUCCUGGACUUCCUGUACUCCGGCAACCUCUUGCUCACCAGCCAGAAUGCCAUCGAGGUGAUGUCCGUGGCAAGUUACCUCCAGAUGACCGAAGUGGUCCAGUCCUGUCGCGCCUUCAUCAAAGAUGCUCUUAACAUCAGCAUCAAGCAGGAAGCCCCUGAUUCUGUGGUGGUUGACUACAACAAGCGGCGGACGGUGGCGAAAGAUUGCCAGAGUGCCGACAAGAAGCCCAGCAACUUCUGGGCCACCAGCAUCCUGUCCAAGCUGUCCAUCAAGGCCAGUGGGCAAGUGAAGGAUGAACCCAGCGACGUGGAGGUGUCCGGGGGAGAAGGCUGUGCUUUGGGAAGUUCCGGUUGGGGAGGAGAGAACUCGUCAGAGUCUACGGAGACGGAGCCACAGGGUCCGGGGCCGGUGUUCGUCUGGAACGAGCCGCACCCUGGCACUGGGGUUGCUGUCAAGAGAGAGGUGCAUCCUGAGCCGGGCAGCGGAAGGGUUAAAAAACAGGCUGCCAAGCGCUUUGUGUACAAUAUCCCACCUGAGCCGGAAGAGGGUUUUGACGAGGGCAUGUUCAUCCAACCAUCUGCCUCCUACACCAGAGAGGACUUCUCUUACCUCUCAGAGAAUGCCGGCGAAGCACCCGAAAACACCCUCAAUAAGCUGAAGUGUCCCCACUGUAACUACAUUGCCAAGCACCGACGAACACUAAAGAGACACCUGAUCAUCCACUCGGGCGUGCGUUCCUUCAGCUGCGACAUCUGCGGGAAGCUGUUCACUCGCCGAGAACACGUCAAGAGACAUUCCCUGGUUCACAAAAAGGAUAAGAAAUACAAGUGUAUGGUAUGCAAGAAGAUCUUCAUGUUGGCGGCCAGUGUGGGCAUACGGCACGGCUCUCGGCGAUACGGUGUGUGCAUGGAGUGCGCCGACUCCCACCAGGGCACGCAGGACCUGGAAUUCGCCCGCGACGAAGACUUUGAUGAGGCCGGAGAGGGAGACGAGGACAUGGAGGCCGAAGGGGAGGAGCCUAAUGAGAUUGACCAAUCCAACUGCGAGGGUGAUGCGGAUGCCACCCCCGAGAAGGACUAAUUAAGACAAAACCUGGUAGAGAAACGAAUCAAAAUGCAAAGAAAAAAAAAUAGCUGGGUAACAAUCAACAAUUCCAAAGUGCUAUCAAACCUCUUUGUUGCACGUGAAGUUAUGACAAAGAUAUAUGUAGAUUUGUUAGAGAGGGACUCCAAUAUUUAAAGAUUGUUCUGUGUGUCAGAGUCUGGGCUGUGUGCCUGUCAGAGAAAGAGGUAUAAUGAUAUAUAACAAAAAAAUCAGGUUUUUCUGUGAUGUAUUUUUUUUCUUUUGUAGGGGAUGAGGGUGUACAGCGUUUCUGAGUUAUAAUAGGCCAAUCAUAUUAAAAGAAAUAAUAAUUAUUUAAUUUAUGAAGAAAGAUAUUAUGGUCUACUGAAAAUUAUAGAAUUCGUUUUUUUUUUUUUUUUUAAUGUACGUCUACUUAUUUUCAGUUCAUAACUGCGCUUCCUGACAGAUCUGAUCGUAUAUUGCUCAGAGGAGGAGCUCGACAAAGAAAGAGCAUUAUAGAAAUUCCGCCUACAGGAAGAGUUUUUUUGUGUGUGUUUCCUUUCUAGUUAAAUGUUGUCAUGAAAUUAUAUAUUUUCCUUUUCCCUGCACAAGUCUUGGAACCAAAAAUCUGUUUUGUGACUCUAAUUGACCACAGCCAUAUUUAUGAUUAAGUUAUAUGGGGCUGUUAGAUCGUGCCAAGCAGAACGCACACCGAGAUUUUUUGCAGGACACAAACUACUGAAAAUGCUGAGAAAUCACAAAGCAGAGAAAUAUAAGAAGGAAAGAAAGAAAGAAAAAAAUGAUAAAAUAUAAGGGGAAUAUAUUAUUGCUAGCUUUAUUUGAAUCACAGCAUCACAGUAACACUUUAUAAAGCAUUUUGACAUUCACUUAAAGCUUGAAUUUUGCCAAAUGAUAGAAACGUUUGGUGCUGUAAUGCUUUUAUUUUGAUUAUUAUUUUUAAAUACUGGACCUACAAGCUGUAUAUGAUGUUAAUAAUCGUAAAGCCUACUCAACUCAGUUAUACUAAU
Sinocyclocheilus grahami is the source of this 3513-nucleotide messenger RNA. RefSeq names its product zinc finger and BTB domain-containing protein 10-like. Gene Ontology annotation, molecular function: RNA polymerase II cis-regulatory region sequence-specific DNA binding; DNA-binding transcription factor activity, RNA polymerase II-specific; protein binding. Bases 482 to 2503 code for a protein of 673 amino acids. The transcript is spliced from 4 exons. Lineage: Eukaryota; Metazoa; Chordata; Actinopteri; Cypriniformes; Cyprinidae. The record is from RefSeq and is a predicted model, not a curated record. Gene Ontology annotation, biological process: regulation of transcription by RNA polymerase II.